AUGAGCAUCCGGACGCCACCCACACUCCUGGAGCUGGCAGCAAAGCGCCUGCUGAGGGACCAGGCCUCGGCCAUCGCAGCUCUGGAGUACCUGCCCGCGGAGCUCUUCCCGUACCUGUUCGUCAUGGCCUACCGUGGUGGACACCGCCCCCAGCUACUGAAGGCGAUGGCCCAAGCCUGACCCUUCACUGUCCUCCCUCUGGGGGUCCUGAUGCAGCAUCCCCCUGAUCAUGCACCAACCAGGGCCAUGGGCUUAAAAGCCAUGCUUGACGCGCUUGACGUUCUGCUUUCCCAGGAGGUGCAAACUGAGGUUCGGCCCAGGAGGUGCAAACUGCGGGUGCUGGAUUUAAGCAACACGGGUGCCAACUUCUGGGAUAUGUGGUGUGGAGUCAGCACCCAGAAUUGCUCACCGAUGGGACCAGUGACUGUGUUCCUAGACCUUAACUUCAAUGAAAGGGACCGGGAUAAGUUUUUCAUGCACAUCAUCCAAUGGGCCCAGCAGAGGGAAGGGUUGCUACACCUGUGCUGCAAGGCGCUGAGGAUUUCUGAGGUGCCCUUCCAGAGGGUCAGGAGGGUCCUGGAUAGGGUGCAGCUGGACUGCAUCCAGGAGGUGGAAGUGCACUGCACCUGGGACCUGCCCACCCUGGGGACAUUUGCUCUCUACCUGGGUCAGAUGAGUAACCUGCAGAGACUCUCUCUCCCCGACAUCGAUGAGGAGCAGCGAUCCUUUUCCCAAUUCCUCUCUCAGAUGCUCAGGCUGUGGCACCUCCGGGAGCUCCACAUGCAUUCUCCCUCCUUCUUCCGAGGCCGUCUGGACCAGAUGCUCAGGUGCCUUCAGACUCCCUUGGACGAACUCUCCCUAACAUAUUGCCAGCGGCUGACGCAUUCAGACCUGACACACCUGUUCCAGUGCCCGAACCUCAGGCAGCUGAAGAUCCUGCAUCUAUUGGGCCUCAGCCUUGCAGAUUUCAGUCCCGAGCCCCUCCGAGUUCUGCUGGAGGCAGUGGCACCCACCCUCCAGGACCUGGGUCUGGAUAACUGUGGGAUGGCGGACUCCCAAGUCGAGGCCAUCCUGCCUGUCCUGAGCCGCUGCCACCAGCUCAGGAAAUUCACCAUCUCUAUAAACAACUUCCCCGUGGCCACCGUGGAGAAGCUGCUGCGCCACACAACCGGGCUGCGCAGUUUAGAGGUCGAGGUGUACCCCGUCCCCCUGGAGUGUGACGGGACCCAAGGGACUGUCAACCAGGAGAGACUUGCCCUGAUCCGGGCUGAGCUGACAGGGACCCUGAGGGAGUUAGGACAGCCCAGGACCAUCCAUCUUGGCAUGAACCACCAUAGACAUAGGGAGUUUUAUCACGUGGCAUUUUCAUGA
Myotis lucifugus (little brown bat) is the source of this 1371-nucleotide messenger RNA. RefSeq names its product PRAME family member 8-like. NCBI's taxonomy places the organism in Eukaryota, Metazoa, Chordata, Mammalia, Chiroptera, Vespertilionidae. The record is from RefSeq and is a predicted model, not a curated record. Gene Ontology annotation, biological process: negative regulation of apoptotic process; negative regulation of cell differentiation; negative regulation of DNA-templated transcription. The transcript is spliced from 4 exons. Gene Ontology annotation, cellular component: cytoplasm.